CAAAGUGACAACCUGACAAGUGACAGGUUCAAUGUCCAAAAUAUUUAUCAACAAACAUAGUAAAAAAUUAUUAAACAUCUCAAUAACAAUAAAAAAUAAAUAAUUCAAUUAUUUUCGUAUUUAAAUAAUAAAAAAUUCCAAUAAAAUUAAGUACAGUAUUUUAUUUUUACAAAUUUUAUAAAUUUUAUAAAUUUUAUCAAGCUAAAAUAUAUUUUAUUUAUAUUAUAUUUUUACCUGUAUUAAUUAAUAUUCAUACAUAAAAUCUAUAACGCAACGUUCAAAGUAUCAUAAUUAAUAUACAAAAGUCACUUCAGGUAUUUGAUAAAUAAAAAAAAUCCAACAAAUAAUGGAUUUAUUGAUAAAAUUAAAUAACCAAACUGCUGGAAGAGACAAACUAAUAAGAUUAUUUCAGUAUGGAAGUAAAGCAGGCUGGUACUAUACACCAAGUAAUUAUUCUACCAGGAGUUCAAUUGACGUAUUGAAAAGUCUUGAAUAUACAUUCAGUUCAUUCAGAAAAUUACUACGACUUGGAAGAUGCCUAGACAGUUUAUAUUCAGCAUUAUCAACAAUGAAUUAUCCAGAUGUUGUCAUACGAAUAACAUUGACAAUAUCAAAAAUAACAAAUGCAUUAUAUUUACUUGCUGAUCAUAUAACAUGGAUUGGACGAGCUGGUGUUUUUCGUGUUGAUCUUGAAAAAUGGAAUUCAAUUGGCAACAAAUACUGGCUAUUGACAAUAAUAAUAAAUAUCACUCGGGAUAUUUAUGAAAUACUACAAAUAAUUGAAAAUAAUAAUAAACUAAAAAAGAAAAUAAUAUCUAAAAAACAAAUGAUUCAUCAUAAUAUUUAUGAUAUUAAUAAUCAUAAAGAUGUUUUUCUAGAUACUGUUAAAAAUAUAUGUGAUUUAUUUAUUCCAUUAAAUUCAUUGGGUUAUACUAAAUUAAGUCCAGGUAUGAUUGGACUACUUGGUUUUGUAUCAUCAGCUGUUGGAAUUUAUUGUAUCAUUGAUCCAAUUUCAAAGCUAACACCAGCAUAAUAUAAUACUGAUUUAUAUUUAUAAUAAUGUAUAUAUAUUUUAAUAAAAUAUUUAAACUUGAA
Molecule: messenger RNA, 1095 nt
Organism: Aphidius gifuensis
Lineage: Eukaryota; Metazoa; Arthropoda; Insecta; Hymenoptera; Braconidae
Gene: Pex11ab
Product: peroxisomal membrane protein 11B
Exons: 3
Coding region: 347-1033 (228 amino acids)
Biological process (GO): peroxisome fission; regulation of peroxisome size
Cellular component (GO): peroxisomal membrane
Source: RefSeq, a predicted model, not a curated record